UUUUGUGAUUUGCCUUAAGAAGGAGAAAAAAAAAAAAGAAAUCAUUUAGAUUUUGGAGGUUAGAGAGAGAGAGAGAGAGCAGCGAUGGCCCGGCGAGUCGCGAAUCCGAACGAGUCGACAUUGACUCGGAUUGUUGAUUCCGUGUUCGCCUUUGUGAGACACGCUGAGUUUGAGAUCCUCUUCUUUCUUUUCUUCUUCAUCGCUUAUAUCCUCUUCAAAGAUAUCACAUCAAGACCUGAAUACAAUCAAUUAUUUGUGAAGAAGCCUGGUGGUGGACCAGAAGUUUGGCCCUUUUAAAGGAAACCGACAGGUUGGUUGUCGUCCUUGUAGGUAUUCUUAGCACGCCCUGUGAUGAUUUUGCAUGUUUCCUUUUGUAUUUGUAUAUUUCUGUGAUGUAAUUUUAUAGGCAAAACAGUUGAAAAACUACCACAUAUUUGUAUGGUGUUAUAUUCCAGUUAGGUAUAGCACUGUCAGUUUUUAAAGUUGACCAUAUUUUUUCUAUUCUCUCAGUUUCAAAUUUGAUGGGCUUGUUUGAUACUAUAUAUCUCUUUUCUACCCAGCUUAGAAAUAGAAGUGCUUGGAUCCUUUUAAUUCAUGCUCAAA
This is a messenger RNA of Vicia villosa (hairy vetch), 603 nucleotides long. RefSeq lists its product as uncharacterized. The transcript has 2 exons. The record is from RefSeq and is a predicted model, not a curated record. Lineage: Eukaryota; Viridiplantae; Streptophyta; Magnoliopsida; Fabales; Fabaceae. Bases 85 to 297 code for a protein of 70 amino acids.